ACAGUCACGAUGGUGAUCAAUCCGACAUACCUGGCGCAGAGGACGCGAUCCUCCGUCAACUGGGCGGAUGCGAAGUCGCGAGUUCUGAGCAGCUACAGGGACUGGUUGAGGGCGGGCCCGGAGAUCCAGCAAAUGUACUCUCUCAACAUGCCAGUCUCAGCGAUCCGGACGAAGAUGCGGGAGGAAUUCGAGCGGCAUAGAUACGUCUCGAAAUUGAAGACGACGGAUGUGCUGCUGUUCAACAGUCACUCGGAAUUUCAGGAGACACUCAACUACUGGAAACAGCUCAAUCAUGUGCUGAAGUACUUUCGCGCCGAGGAGGAGCCAAAGGCGAGGCUACCGCAGAACUUCAUUCAGGGUUUCCUCGAGGGUCGGAAUUGAUGUGCUUCAAACUUGCGAGCUUUACUGUACUUGAGACUGUAGCAUGGUGUACAAACAUACCCGUAGAACCUGCUCUGUCUGCCAAUCAAAUCCACCAAAACACCAUUAUACU
Messenger RNA from Zymoseptoria tritici IPO323, 493 nucleotides. RefSeq lists its product as uncharacterized. The coding region runs from base 10 to 381 and encodes 123 amino acids. Lineage: Eukaryota; Fungi; Ascomycota; Dothideomycetes; Mycosphaerellales; Mycosphaerellaceae. The transcript is spliced from 5 exons. Gene Ontology annotation, biological process: response to oxidative stress. The record is from RefSeq and is a predicted model, not a curated record.